GGCUGAAGCACAUUCCUGCUUUGCAAGGCUUUCUGUUAAGGAUGCAUUGUGGCUUUUGUUUGGAUUGCAGCAUGCGGAAUUACAGCUGUUCAGAGGAGACUCAUUACAACUCCUGCUGAAGCUCCUAAUCUUCCUCCCUUCUCUUCUGCCCCUUCCCCCUACCCUCACUUGGCCUGAAGACGUUGUCCCCAGAGUUUGCCUUACUCCCCUGCUGCUAUGUGUAUGGUGAACCUGGCACUAUGGCCGCGUCUGGGACUGGCCAGACAACUGCUGCUGGCUUUCCCUAUUCCAAGAAGGAUUUAAAGGGGAAUUGUACUGCAGGCAAUGAACCAGAGCAGCAGCAUCGGGAGCUUGGGGACUAAGGCUCCUCUGUCAUUAUUACACACUUGCAGAGCUGACCGCAAUGACAGCAGCUGCUCCUUUGAACUGUUGGCAGCAGCCAAGCGGCAGCAUGAAGUGAGAGAUCACUCCUGAGCUCAAGAUGAACUCCACCUUGGAUGGUAAUCAGAGCCACCCUUUUUGCCUCUUGGCAUUUGGCUAUUUGGAAACUAUCAAUUUUUGCCUUUUGGAAGUGGUGAUUAUUGUCUUUCUAACUGUAUUGAUUAUUUCUGGCAACAUUAUUGUGAUUUUUGUAUUUCACUGUGCACCUUUGUUGAACCAUCACACUACAAGUUAUUUUAUUCAGACUAUGGCAUAUGCUGACCUCUUAGUUGGAAUAAGUUGCCUGGUCCCAUCCUUAUCACUCCUCCACUACCCCCUUCCAGUAGAGGAGUCCUUGACUUGCCAGAUAUUCGGUUUUGUAGUAUCAGUUCUGAAGAGUGUCUCCAUGGCCUCUUUGGCCUGUAUCAGCAUCGAUAGAUACAUUGCCAUCACUAAACCUUUAACCUAUAAUAUGCUGGUUACGCCCUGGAGACUACGCUUGUGUAUUUUCCUGAUUUGGGUAUACUCCACACUGGUCUUCCUGCCUUCCUUUUUCCACUGGGGCAAACCUGGAUAUCAUGGAGAUGUGUUUCAAUGGUGUGCGAAGUCUUGGCACACAGACCCCUACUUCACUCUGUUCAUCGUGAUGAUGUUAUAUGCCCCAGCAGCUCUCAUUGUCUGCUUCACCUAUUUCAACAUCUUCCGCAUCUGCCAACAGCAUACAAAGGAAAUCAGCAAAAGGCAAGCCCGCUUCAGCAGCCAAAGUGGGGAUACUGGGGAAGUGCAGGCCUGUCCUGAUAAGCGCUAUGCCAUGGUCCUGUUCCGAAUCACUAGUGUAUUUUAUAUCCUCUGGUUGCCAUAUAUCAUCUACUUCUUGUUGGAGAGUUCCACUGGCAACAGCAACCGCUUCGCAUCCUUCUUGACCACCUGGCUUGCUAUUAGUAACAGUUUCUGCAAUUGUGUCAUUUAUAGUCUCUCCAACAGUGUCUUCCGAAGGGGAUUAAAGCGCCUCUCAGGGGCCAUGUGUACUUCUUGUGCCAGUCAGACCACAGCCAAGGACCCUUACACAGUUAGAAGUAAAGGCCCACUUAACGGAUGUCAUGUCUGAAGUGGCUCAGAUAUUGGGUCACUCUGUGUUUUUUUCUUUUUUAUCUCUUUGUGUUCCUAGUUCACUAGGAAAUCUGGGACAGAAUAAUUUGACUCUAAGCAAUAGCAAACAAAUGAUCCAUCCACAUACCUUCUAAGUUUGCAGAAAUGAAUUUCAAAAUGUGCUUCUGAAUCAGAAGAAUCAUGAUUAUGAAGAUAAAUUGCUGUUGGUUCUAAUUUUUGAAAUGUCAUGGAAAUGACUACGUUCUCAGAUUUGAACUGAAAAAAGCCAUAUCUAACAUCUCUCUCCAGCUGGCAUGACUGAACCUGGGUGUGAAAGGCAUCGGCAUUUUAAAAAAUCAUCAUUUUCUUGUUGCUUUCUGUGUUCUUUCCAGCUAUUUGAGUUUCAUGUGCAAUUGAUUUCUUUUAAGGGAGUAUUAAAAUACAAUGAUGAUUAACAGGGUUUAAAAAAAAUUUUUUUUGUAUGCCAAAGUUUAAGUACACUGAAAGUUUCAACAUUGUCAUUUAAAAAGCCAAAUGUCUUAUGUCUUAUUUUCUUGAGAGAAUUCUAAAUAGGGUGAAUAAUGUGAAUACUUAAACAUUAAUUUUAGAAUUUUGCAAUGAACCAUGAAGCAAAAGUCCAAUCAAAUUAUACAGUGUAUGAAAAACUGAGCUACUUUUUGUUUCACAGAGAUCUAAAGAUAUGUAUGCAUAGAAGUGGUUGUGUUGCAGUAUUUUGCCCAUGCCUUUCUGUAUGUGUAUGAGUACAUUGAGAAUAUUUGAAUUGAGUUGAAUUUCUCUUUUACAGCAGAAUAUGUUUAAAUAAGCUAAAAAAUAAUUAAGUGAUAGGCUGAUGGCUGUCAAUUUUAUUAUGGUGAAAAUAUAUAAAAAUGUGUCUUAAUGUUCUUGUUCUUUUUAAUCCAAACACUUUUGAAAUAUUAGAACAUCAGGGAGAAAUGUGUCAUAAUUGAAUCAGAAAAUAUAGUGUAGUAUAUUAAAUCAUUUUUUAAAUGGAAGAGAAUUAAGAUGUUUUCUUUGUGAUUAAAUGGAAUCAACUAAUAACAGUAGCAACUAAUUCUUUUUGAAAAGCAUUUUUUGUUAGUGUUAAGCAAUACACAUUUGAAGGGGGGAAGGAGAAAUUCUGGUUAAUCUAAGUCUCUUUUAUCGCUUUUCUCUUUCUGAAAAAAAAUCCUUUGGCGUACAUUUCUUUCCUUAACAGUUUUUUUUUUUUGGCCAAAGUACCAGUAAAAUCUAUAGGAUUUUAUUAUUCUAUAGAAUUAUCAUUGAGAGUGAUGUGUGUAUGUAGUAGUGAUGUUUUGUUCUUAAAAGUGAUUAUCUUUAGAGUAAGAAGUUUAUUUUUCUACAAGGAGAGAAGGAUUUCCAGCGGCUCCGGGCAUGAGAGUAUUUCCUGUACUUUUCUACUGGUUUUAAUGUUUUGGAAAUCUUCAGAGGACUUAUGUGAUCUCUGCCUUUGGCUAGAUGUUGUAAUUUGAAUGUGGCAAUGGUGUUCAAUGAGAUGGAAGAUGGAAGAAACCCAAGGGACAUGAGUUAAAGUGAAUUUCUGAAUUCAAGAAAGGACAGGGCUAUUUAUAACACAGGCAGAUAUCCUUUGGUUUUCCAUCAUGAUGUUUGAAACCCUUCUCCCCUUUUUAAACAAAGGGCAGCAUUCUUAUGAUGUUCAGUUUUAGACAUAAAUUUGAUUUUAACCUCAAAUAUGUUCUAUUUAAACUUUUUUUCAUUUAAAUGACUAAGUAUUAUUAUAUAAACAUUCAAACUUCAGAUUCUGGGUUUUCCCCAAAAGCUUUCUUGCUCUUUAUAUUUAGUGUUAGCAAAUUGGUUCUAGGGUGUUUCAAAUUUAGAAUUCAUACUGAAAUUGUAAGUUAUGUUAAAAAUGACUUUGUUAAAUUGCCAUUUCAAGUGGAAACUCUUUUGUGCUGGAUUCUGAAGAAUAGUUGUAUUGGACAUAUUUCCCCUUUUAAGUGGUACAGAUCUAAAAAAACCAAAAUUUCCCUUUUUUUAUGUAUGAUGGAGAAUGUAACUUGUUUAGAUUUGUAGUUUGCUUAUGAUUUUUUAGUUUAGUAAAUACAGGAAACUUAAAUAGUUAAUUGUUGUAGAAAAUUGCUAUUACAUCGGUAGGUUUUACUUUCUUUGGGAGCUGAGCCCUUUUAAUUUUUUUCUCCAAUAGGGUUCCAUCUUUUGAGAAGGGAAAAGAAAAGAUACCUGUUUUAAUUUUUUGAUAAUGGCUAAUCAAGCUGGUCUUUUAAUGACUGCAAAGACAACUCUUUUAAUAAGAACUUUUGUUAAUAAAUGUUUACAUUCUUAGUACCAAAUUCAGAUUUUAUUGGAGGCAUUUUUUUCCACAUUAGCAUCUCUAUUAAUGUGUCAGCUCAGAGCUAAAGUAGAAACUAAAUAGAUAUAGUAAUUGCAAAGAAAAAUAGUCUCCCCUUGAAUUUGAUUAAUAUCAGGUCUUUCCAGUUUCUUCCACUAUUAAUAAUAUGCGAUUAUUCUCACAUUUAUGUCCAUACCGCCUUCUUAUUUUAUUUGGUUCUAUGUGUGUGUGUUGGGGAGAGGGAGUGCAUCUGGACACAGUCCUCCAAUCUUCGGUGGUUGGGGGCAUUUUCUUAUAAUACAUUUGGCGAGUUUGUGUUUAACUAAUCUUUUCAUCCUGGCAUGUUUAAUGCAACAUUUGAUGAUGUUUGGUUUGAAUACCAAUCUGACUAGUUCAGAACGAGAAUUAUAUUUUUAGACUCAAUUACCUUGGCUUUGGCAGGAUAGCUCAUUUGACUUUAUAUGGUAUGUGACUGGUAUCAGAGGAAGCAUAUGCUUUUGGUGAUUGUGUUGAAAUUAUUUCAUAUUAAACUUUAAAAUAAUAUACUAAUUGUUGUCAUUU
Messenger RNA from Galeopterus variegatus (Sunda flying lemur), 4396 nucleotides. It is a transcript of the gene GPR21, whose product is annotated as G protein-coupled receptor 21. The record is from RefSeq and is a predicted model, not a curated record. Gene Ontology annotation, cellular component: membrane. Lineage: Eukaryota; Metazoa; Chordata; Mammalia; Dermoptera; Cynocephalidae. The transcript is spliced from 2 exons. Bases 482 to 1528 code for a protein of 348 amino acids. Gene Ontology annotation, biological process: G protein-coupled receptor signaling pathway. Gene Ontology annotation, molecular function: G protein-coupled receptor activity.